UUCCUUCCUCGCGAGCCCUCCGCGCUAGGGUUUCUGGCGGCCGGCUGCCCAUCUUCUCGGAGACGGCGUCGUCUCAACUGAGGAAUCGAGGCUCGAGGCCUAUGACGGAGGCCCGGGACGAAGCCCAGGAAAAGGUCCAGCCCACAAAGAGGAUCCGGCAGCCAGCCAAAGAGCCAACCGCUACGCGUCUGUCUGACGACGGGGUCAAGUGAGGUUUCUCUCUUAAAAAAAAUGUAAAUCCAUCAAUUGAAAAAUAGCCGUUGGCUUGUAAAUCCAUCACACGGGAUCGGAGAGGCGGCCUUCAUCUCGGAGCAAUCCCCCAUCCAAUUCGCCCAAAUCCGCAUCAGGCUGCUGAGAGAGAGAGAGAGAGAGAGAGAGAGAGAGAGAGAGAGAGAGAGAGAGAGAGAUGGGUAGGGCAAGAAGGGGAACGGCGGCCAAGGGCAAGAGGAGGCCGCGUCCUGCGGCGAAGGCGGCAGCCGUGGCGGGCGACGGGCACGAGGAAACCAAAGAUGGACCUGAGAAAGCCGCCGGCGGCGGGGGCCGCUUCUUCUGCUGCUACCUCCUCCGUUCGCUCUGCCCGCGCAGCAAGAGCCGCACGUACAUCGGGUUCACGGUGAACCCGCGGCGGCGGAUCCGGCAGCACAACGGCGAGCUCCGAUGCGGCGCCUGGCGGACCAAGCGCGGCCGCCCCUGGGAGAUGAUGCUCUGCAUCUACGGCUUCCCCACCAACGUCGCCGCCCUCCAGUUCGAGUGGGCGUGGCAGCACCCAACCGAGUCGCUGGCCGUCCGCAAGGCCGCCGCCGAAUUCAAGUCGCUCGGCGGCAUCGGCAACAAGGUCAAACUCGCCUACACCAUGCUCAACCUCCCUUCAUGGGAGAACUUGAAUCUGACGGUGAACUUCUUCUCCACCAAGAAUACCAAGUUCACCGCGGGCUGCCCGGCCCUCCCCUGCCACAUGAAGACUGUCGUUAGCCCGAUGGAGGAUCUCCCGUGCUACGUCGAGGGCCUUUCGUCCGAGGAGGAUAUUAUGGAGCCUAGAGAGGAUGAAGAAGAACCAGAUGCGGUUGUUGGCAGCGACGCUUCUGAUCAUGGUUUGCAGACACUGGAUUUGGAAACCAGAAUUGUAGGCGGUGAAUCAGACACUGAUGAGUUUUUUGCUCCAAUGGAUCGGAGUGAGGUCAUUGCAUCAAGAAUUUCAGAAUCCUCUGCAGCCCAGCCAGUGGAAGAAGAAACCAGAAUUGCUGACUGUGAUGUUGAAUAUACCGUUGAUGACUUCGGUGAAUCAGACACUGAUGAGUUUUUUGCCCCGAUGGAACGGAGUGGGGUCUGUGGAUCAAGAAUUUCAGAAUCCUCUGCGGCCCAACCAGUGGAAGAAGAAACCAGAAUUGCUGACUCUGAUGUUGAAUAUCCCACUGAUGACUUCGGUUACAUGGAAUGGGGAGGAAUUCACGAGACAUCGGAAUUGCACGUGUCUAGAACACCACCUCGAUGUUCCUCGAGCUCGUGCAGCGAUGAUGUUGCUGGAAGAUCAGUAAACUGUGUGACAGGAGAAGCAUCUCCAGUGUUGAAGGCAGGUUCAGACGAUGGUAAUCUUUUCUUCCAUGAAAUUGAUGUGGUAGACUUGGUUACACCAGUCGCCCGGUUUGCUAGAGAUUGCAGCAAAGUGGCCAGCAUUUGCCCCAAGAUUAUUGAUCUGACAAAUUCCCCUAUUGUCAUUGAGUUGUAAUGCUUUGCUGGACUGAUCCAGUACCAAAUCUUGUUGUAGUAAAAUGUUAUCAUAGAAUAACAGCCCAGAGAUGAGACAGACGUAUACAGUAGGCAGAUUUGUACAAGACUGGGUGUUGAGACUCGCAGUACUCUUUUCUUGAGACAGAAUUGUUCACACACAAAAAAAAGAACAAGUAUUCUUGUUGUUUUAUCAGAAAUAAUUUAUUGGGGUUCUACUAAUUUC
Messenger RNA from Triticum aestivum (bread wheat), 1951 nucleotides. RefSeq lists its product as uncharacterized. The record is from RefSeq and is a predicted model, not a curated record. Gene Ontology annotation, molecular function: 5'-flap endonuclease activity; crossover junction DNA endonuclease activity. The transcript is spliced from 4 exons. NCBI's taxonomy places the organism in Eukaryota, Viridiplantae, Streptophyta, Magnoliopsida, Poales, Poaceae. Gene Ontology annotation, biological process: double-strand break repair via homologous recombination. Gene Ontology annotation, cellular component: Slx1-Slx4 complex. The coding region runs from base 407 to 1726 and encodes 439 amino acids.